Ustilago hordei is the source of this 768-nucleotide messenger RNA. RefSeq lists its product as uncharacterized. Lineage: Eukaryota; Fungi; Basidiomycota; Ustilaginomycetes; Ustilaginales; Ustilaginaceae. The record is from RefSeq and is a predicted model, not a curated record. The coding region runs from base 1 to 768 and encodes 255 amino acids. The transcript has a single exon.
AUGUGGACAGAUAGGACUAUUGCAGGCCUAUACAAGCUGAACAGCAAGGUAGUAACCUUUGCAACUGAAGACAAGUGUGCUAAGGCAAAAGCAUGGGUUGCUGAUAAGAGUGGAGUCAAGGAAUGGUCUAGAGGAUGGUUGGUGGUAGAUGGUACACACAUCAAUCUUGCUUGGAAGCCAGCACUCAAUGCUUGCAAGCAUUACUCAUACAAGGGUGAUUAUACAUUCAACAUUGCCCUUGUCUUCCUCCCUCAUUCCUUGCACAUUGUCAAGUCAGUGGUUGGACAUCCUGGGUCAUCACAUGAUGUGCAAGUCUGGGCUUCAGGCAGUGGUAUUGUUGCCAAGCCUCAUUCACAUCUUGAUGAAGGCAAGUUUGUCUGGGUUGAUGCUAGUUAUGGCUACUCCAGCUACACAGUUGGACUGUACAGCAACACUGCAGCUGCAAAGAGCAGAGAUCUCCACUACUUCAACUAUUCACUCUCCCACAUUUGUGUCAAGGCUGAACAUGGCAUUGCCUACCUCAAGAACUGCUUCCAUUGUCUCAUGGGAUUUCGAGGCAACCUGUAUCGAGAAGAGGACCAUGAGAAAGCUGCACAUAUGGUCCAGGCUUGUAUCAUUGUGCAUACAUUUGCAAGCCAUUAUGAUCAACCAGAUGAGGUGGCAGAAUACCUUAAGGCAUCAGAAAAUCUAUCUGAAGCUGAAGUGCUGGAGACCACAUCAGGGAUGGAAGCAUAUCAGCAGGCUACUGAAGAUGCAAGGAUACAAUGA